Molecule: messenger RNA, 845 nt
Organism: Phycomyces blakesleeanus NRRL 1555(-)
Lineage: Eukaryota; Fungi; Mucoromycota; Mucoromycetes; Mucorales; Phycomycetaceae
Exons: 3
Biological process (GO): double-strand break repair via homologous recombination; protein deubiquitination
Molecular function (GO): ubiquitin binding
Source: RefSeq, a predicted model, not a curated record
UGAAAGCAUCCACACGUCGAAAAGUGUCUUAUGUAGUCCAACAAAAAGACGAAGAAAGAGCCCAUUGCCUUGGUGUAAACUCACUUGCUCUUCACACUCCUCCAGGCUCUAGUGGUGUCCUGUAUUCAGCUGGCAGAGAUGGUGUUGUGGCUGGCUGGGAUCUUCACAUGCCAAUUACCGAUCGUCAUGACAAAGGUUGGGUACUUGAUGAAACACUCGAGUCUGCACCAAGGGCGACGUCUAAAGUUUUUUCGCAAAUGCACACCGAUUGGGUUAAUGACAUUGUUGUUUGUCAAGGAGGAGAAAGUGUUGUUUCUGCAUCGUCCGAUCGAACUGUCAAGCUUUGGCGUCCUUAUAGCGAUACACCAAAUACUGCACACACAAUUGGACUUCAUUCCGACUAUGCAAAAUGUCUUGUGUAUGCAUCAGAAGUGGGAUGGGUAGCAAGUGGCGGGUUAGACAAGAAGAUUAACGUGUGGGAUCUUGAACGAGGAGUAGCUUCCUUGACUAUUUCUACUGGCCCUCGCUCUCUUCACACCAAUUCUUCUGAUAAUCUUGCUCACCAUGACGAAUCGAAAUCAUCAAUCUAUGCAAUGGCAACAACACCAACAGGGAGCUUGUUUGUUACUGGCUCACCUGAAAAGGUAGUUCGGUUGUGGGACCCACGUACCGGAAAUCGCAUUAGCAAGUUAACUGGACAUACCGAUAACAUCCGAGCAUUAUUAGUCAGUGACGAUGGUGAACAGAUAUUGUCGGGCUCUUCUGAUUCUACAAUCAAGCUCUGGUCUGUAAGAGCUCAGAGGUGCCUUGCUACUUAUGAAACCCAUUCAGACUCAGUGUGGUCA